Molecule: messenger RNA, 1761 nt
Organism: Seminavis robusta
Lineage: Eukaryota; Bacillariophyta; Bacillariophyceae; Naviculales; Naviculaceae
Source: the annotation of a GenBank genome assembly
AUGCGACGCAUCUUUAUUGAUAGUCGAGACCGCCGACCAUCAUUGUUAUCAUUCUCGACGUUGCGACUACCAAUACUGAUUGCUCUGCUCGCCUCGAGCACUGGUUUCUGUGAUUCGUUGGUACCCACAACUUCAGUGUUAUCCAGACCUUUGGCUACUUUAGUCCCACCCACGCGACACUCUGCCAUGCCAUUUCUAAAGCUUUCUCGUCAAGCACCGGAUGAUGUGGAAGCAGGCGAACAAACUCAGUUACUACCCUCGAAGACAAACAUUGAUGAUCCAACCGCGCAGAAAAGAAGUGUGUCCAAGGAAUAUGGUUCCACGGGGGAAGCUGUAUUGGACUUGGCCAUUCCAGCAUUGGGUGCUCUGCUCAUUGACCCCAUAAUGACGCUCAUCGAUACAGCUUUCGUGGGUCGAUUCAGUGAUACACCCGAUGCAUUGGCGGGAAUGGGGUCAGCUGCCGCCUUGCUGACGUUUUCAUUCUACCUUUUUGGCUUUUUGACCAAAGUCACGACACCACUGGUAUCCUCGAAACGGGCAGCGGGCAAUGAAGCUGGCGCAGUUGCAAUCGGAGGACAGGCACUGUCGUUGGCGUUGGGAAUGGGAUGUAUGCUGACGCUCGUCUUGCUGGCAUUUCAAGACAAUCUACUCGGAAUCAUGGGGGCUGUCAAUGCAGGACCCGAAACACUCGGCUAUGCCAAAGAUUUUCUGAUUGUGCGGACAUUUGCAGCUCCAGCAGUAUUGUGCAUAUCCGCUUCGACAGGAAUCCUUCGUGGUUAUUUGGAUACAAAAACACCGAUAGUGAUUCUGGUUGCCGCCAACCUCAUCAAUUUUGCAUUGGAUGUGGUUCUCAUUGUGUUUGGGCACAUGGGUCCCAUGGGUGCUGCCAUUGCAACAACCAGUGCAGAAUGGAUCGGUGCCCUCCUUUUUCUCUUUGUGUUGGCGGGACGCUUGCCCUCCGCAGCCGGAGAACUGGGGAGCAACCACAAAGACAGCAACGCGGCCAAAGCGCUACAGGGUGAUUCUCUUGCCAUUCUGCCAUCCUUUUCCAUACCACCUUGGGAAGAGAUUGAACCAUUGGUAACUGCAUCUUCCUCGGUGUUUAUGCGGUCAUUGGUAUUGCAGGCUGCCUUGUCUUCGGCCGCUGCUCUUGCCGCUCGGAACGGGGACGCUGAUGCUGCCGCGAGUCUGGGAGCACACCAGAUUGGCAUUCAACUGUGGCUCUUGUGUUCCUUCAUCUCGGAUGCUUUGGCUGCGGCCUCUCAGGGGUUGGUAGCAGAUGCCCUAGGACGAGAUAGCAAGUCUGAUGCUCGGGAGGUGGCCAAGACAGUCUUUGGCUACAGUUUGGGCUUGGGUCUGACGCUGGGGUCACUGCUGUACAUUGGCAGCGCCUCAAACUUUUUGUUUACUAUUUUCACGCAAGAUGCUUCCAUUCAGCAAGAAUUGGGCCGCAUUUUGCCAUUGAUUAUCUUUUCCCAGCCACUCAACUCCUAUGUGUUCGCCGCUGAUGGAGUCAUUGAGGGCGCCGCAGAAUUCACUUUUCAGGCGCAGAGUAUGUUUGUGAGUGUCGCUGCUGCUCUGGCUGUCUACAUGUCUCUGAUGGGCAUGGACUAUAGCAAUGGUGAUACCCUGGUUCAAGUGUGGACGGCUCUGAUUGUGUUGCAGUUGUUUCGUGGCAUUACGGCGUCUUGGAAGAUUGCCCAAAAGGCAGGGCCCAUUGACAUUUUGACUGCAGGUACUUCCAGCACAGAGAGCAGAUAG